GCGAUAUACUGCAAUACUAUAGGCACGAUGAUAUAUUGAGGUUUUUCUUCUUUUUUUUUUCUUUUUUUACAAUUUAAUUGUAGGAAAUGUGGUCAUUGAGUGAACGUGACUUUGGUCGGAAGACACUUGAACACAAAGGGUCAACUGUUGGAAAGCUCACAGCUGUAUGAGUGUAACAUUCAGCUUUACUGAAUUUUAUUGGGAAAAAAUCUCUUCAUGGCAAGUUUAAGUCCAGAAUCAACACUUCUUUUGUUUUGUAUUUUUCCUCUGGCCGGUCUGUUGUAAAUGUUGUCAUUUUUUCCAUGAGGCGAUGCUAAUUGAGAUAAUGUAAGAUUCUCAGUGUGCCCUUGUUCUAUAGCAGGGUAGUGGAUCUUGUGCGGUGGCAGAGAAAAAUGAUUUAUAACGUAAGCCAUUGGUAGCAAAUUAAUUUCAAUUUUAAAUCAUUUCUUCAUGCUUGUCCCAUAAUGGGGAAUUGGCAUUGAUUUGUAAUUUCAUUUAAAUGGGAAUAGCAGUUCUGUUGGAAUUACUGUUUAAAAAAAAAAGUUCAGGGAAGUUUUGAAGCAAUAGCUGUGAAUAUGUCAACGUGGGUGGGCUGGACAAUAGUCCUGUCUACAAAAGACGGUGCAGGAAAGGUUUGGGAACCACGGUGAUCUACUGAGUGGGUGCAUUCAUAUUCAUUUUUAAAUCCCAGUGGCUUGAAGCUUAUGAAGACUUUCCCAAAGUGACUUGCAGCUGUAAUUGCAAAGCCUGUCCCUUAAAACUACUAACUUUAAGGGGCAUACAUUAUGUCAUUAAGUCUACACAAUAAUGGGGGGGCGACAAACUCCAUACUGGAUGACCUUCAUUUUUCCUACAUCAGCUCUUUGCUAUUUGUCUCUGUACAUGUUUGUACAAUAUUUUCACUAAGGGAAAUUAGGUUGAAAGGUCGCCAGAGAUUUGAUGUAAUGGAAACUGUCCGUCCACAGCUUUUCUCCACUGACCUUCUCACAUCUAGCACAAAGCCUCCUUUCAUCUGAGACACACUGUAGACCUUAUAGUGCGCCGCUAAAUGAACUUGUGUGUGUGUGUGUGUGUGUCCUAGGUGGGUGUGUGUGGGUUAAAAGUCUGAAGAUCAUCUGCAUGAUGAGACAGAUCUGUUGGUUAUUGUCUUGAUAACCUGUGGUUCCAAAUGACAGCCAGUAAAAGAACCACUGAUUAUAUGCAGCUACGUCAUGAAAGCAAUCAGCCGUCAGAGAUGGGAUUAACUACGUAGCUGUCAAUCAAUUCGAAUUUAUAAUCAGAUAAAUUGGCUGCGGAUUAAUCAGGAUUAAUCACAGUCAUGCACAGUGCAGAAAAAGGACAAGGGCUAGAGUUGCUAAGUGGAGAUUGUUUAAACAUUAACUGAGAGGAAAGUUUUUAUAGAUUUAGUGAUGGAGGACAUGGUAGAGGUCGAUGUAGCAGUACAGAAAGGUGAGAGGUGAGGCACUGUGGUGACCCCUGAUUGGAUUAGCACAAAGAAGAAGUGAUAAAUUAGCUUCACUCUCUAUAGUAUCUUUUAAAAAGCCUCAAAAUGGGAUCAGUAUCAUACUGAUAACUGCAGUUUCUUUGUGUGACUUCCCUGAGAUUGGUCAGAAAUCCACAGAUUAAUAGGUGUGUGUGUGUGUGCGCAUGCUCAUCACUUCAAACAUUCCCAGCAUUCUCUGUCUCCCACCUGGUGAUUUUGGACUAAAGAAAUGUGAUCAAACGAACAACUCCUGUCAGUCUUCAGGCAAUCACAAUUGAGUGAGCUGAGGUUAGAGUCAGAGUGUUGCUGCCACUUAGCGUUGGGAAUGUGAAUUACAUGCUCCCCACUUACACUAUACACAGUAUAUAAAAUUGACAUAAUUUCCCCCAUAAAAACAUUUUGGUUUGUUUUUUUCAUACCUAUGUAAGUGAGUUAGUAUGUAGGACAGACAGGUCACCACAGGGAUGCAUUGUUUGAAAGAAAAUUAAUGUGUUUAUUUUAACAUCAAUCAGCCGUUGACUUUUUGGUUCUGAAUGUAGCCUUUAAAUUCGACGAGAGUUAAGAGAGUUAGAGCGGAAGACGAUGGGAGGGACAGAGGAAGGGAGGUGGAGGGGGAAAACAGCAAAGCAACACAGGCCUCAUUGAUGGCUGGUGUGUGUCUGUCUGUGUGUCUUUCUGUGUGCGUACAGUUACCUGAAAAAUGUGCUCCUAUCGAUUGACCUCUGAAGACAGCCCACCUACCUGCUUGGCUUACGGGACGGAUAGGAGAAUGAAAUUAAAGUAAAUACUUUGGAUGGACUCAGAAACACACAACUCUCCCUCACUCCUCUGCUGACCUCCCCCUACACACACAUACAAAUAUCUCUCGCGGUAUAAUUGGACCAGGACAUUCUAACUGAGAAAAAAAGAAGUGCUGUUUGUGUGUAGUCUGCGAGAGAACAUUCUUAAAUCAUUUGAAAAUCUUAGGUCUUGUGACGUCUCCCCUGUGUCGGGUCACUUCUUCAGAGUAUUUCACAGCAUUCCUGAGUGAUUAGCUGUGACAGUAAACCAAUUACAGUUAAUUGUGGAGUUUUUUACGGGAAGUGGGAGAGGUGAAGGGUGAAAGAGUCUUUCUUUGUGGAAUUUCGAGGUGCAAUAUGGGGCUCACAUUUAGUCUAGAAAGACUGAUCGCAGUGAUUUUGUCCAUGUUUUUGUUGUAUCUAAGCCUGAGUCUCCUGUAGAUAAGAAGGUAACAGGUGAGAGACCAUGAUGGUGGAUAUGACUGGUGCAAGAGGGAUGUUCUAUACCUAUACCUUGUAUGCUGGAGUGUCACUCACUUCAUAACAAUACUGUAGCUGCUAACCUCUCUAGGAACUCAUUGGUUAAGAUGUCAGUACUUAUUGCAAAUAUUCCUAAAGUAUAAUAUAUAUUUAGUUUUUACUGUGAAACACCAAAUAUCCCAAAACAAACUCCACCUCCAAUUACUAAAGUAAAAGGCUUUAAAAUAAGGACUCCGCUCAGUGAACCAUCCUCACAUCCAGCACUUUAUUGUUCAUCCUGGACCUCAUCAAUUAUAUAGAGCAGCACAACAGAACAGAUUGUCUUUGUCAGUGAAGAUAGGGGGCCUCGCUGUCUCUGUGCACAUCACUGAGCAGCAGCAGAUGGAAACGCUUCCAAUUAACCUUUUUAAAGGUUAAUUAUAGUUUAGUUUUCUUUUUUAAUGAAAGAUUUUACCUUUUAUACAUCUGUCCUUUAGCUAUGAUGAGUUAGUUAGAGAUUAGAGGUGUAUUUUUUUAUUAUAAAGAAAAUAAUUUAAAAAAAUUAAUGAUAAACAAAAGUAAUUUGCUCCAAACACUGCUUCACCUGUGCAGUAAUAUUUCUAAUCUCCCAUUAUUUAAGUGAGAUCAGCGAGAAGUGGGAACAAAGAAAAAAGAAAGAAAGAACAAAGGAGGAGUGAGGAGUACUAGUGAACCAACUUUCUAAUCCGUACAAAUGAAGUGGGGGCGAUUCAUGGUUGAGUAACUAAGAAGGGGGAGUCAGUAAUCACAAAGAAAGAGAGGAGGGAAGAGGAGAAAGAAAGAAAAAGAAAGAUGUCAUGAGCGGAUCUCAUUCAUUUGUUAGAUUAACCUUCAAGUGUUUGAGGAUUUUGAAGGAACAUGUUGUGAACCCGUCUUCACUUGUUUGCUUCAUUGCAUGUUGAACUUGUCGGACAUUGUUUUUCUGAGAUCAUAGUGCAUUGUGGUUUUUGGACACAACUGUGAUCACGGGAAGAGGAUGGGAGUCCUUCGUCUGUCUCUUGCUCUCUUCCUCUUCUCAUCACCUGCACAAGCUCAAUGGUGGAGUUUCUUGUGGGCCAGUCCUACCUCCGGCCCCAGUGGUGCUCCUUCAUCUGCUCCUACUUUCACCUCCGCAUCCAAUAUUUCUCUGGGUCUUUCUGACAAUCUUUGGGCGACAGAACAGGUCAGUUUGGGAGAUGAUGUGACAGAAGGAGCUCUGAGGAGCGGCAGUCAGGCAGAGGAAUCCAUUCUGUUCUCUACACCUGGUCCUGCAGUGAUUUACUCUGGUGUAAGUACUGUAAAGCCAGAGGUUUGGCUUCCAGAGGACAAAGCAAGUGGAAGCGGUAAAUCCAGGUCACAGUACAAACAACUGAAACACUGGAAAAAUGGUGAGUGAGGUUGGUUUUAAAUGAAACACUUUUUGGAUUUUCUGAUCUUUCUGUACUCUCUAAUCCAAGCAUACUCCAUUGUUUAUAGUAGUUUUAAUGGCUGAAAUAUUUGUUAUUGGGUUGUCAUUUUUAAAAUUGUAAAUUGAUUAAGGAAACUUUUAAUUAUUAGGGAAUUUUAAUUAUGACAUCUUUACUAGUCUAUCUCCCUUUACCUGCAACCUGACAAUGAAUUGUUUCUCAACACUAAACUGUGAGGUGAAACCAUUUUCUUUGGUCCCUUGUAUUCUGAUUGCCGUAUUUCUGUUUCCUUCAGAGCGAGGCUCAGGAAGUCACCUGGACCUGACUGAGCUGAUCGGUGUUCCCCUGCCUCCCUCCGUCUCCUUCACCCCGGGUUAUGAAGGCUUUCCAGCCUACAGCUUUGAACCUGGAGCAAACAUUGGUCGCCUGACCAAGAGCUUUGUACCAGGGCCAUUCUACAAGGACUUUGCCAUUAUUGUCACGGUGCGACCAACAAGCCAAAGAGGAGGCGUGCUCUUUGCCAUCACUGAUGCUGCUCAGAAGGUGGUGGAGCUGGGACUGGCCCUCACUCCAGCCAGGGCUGGCCUCCAGAGUAUCCUACUAUACUACACUGACAGACAGCAGUCCUCCCACAGUCACAAAGCUGCAGCCUUCAGUGUCCCUGAAAUGACUGAUCAGUGGACACGCUUCACAGUGGUGGUGGAACAGGAUGAGGUGCGUCUCUACAUGGACUGUGGAGAGGCAGAAAGAACACGUUUCCAGAGAAGGCAGCAGGGGCUGACGUUUUCCCACAACUCGGGCAUUUUUGUUGGAAAUGCAGGGAGCACGGGGAUGAACAAGUUUGUGGGCGCCAUUCAGCAGCUGGUUAUAAAGGACGACCCCAGAGCAGCUGAUGAGCAGUGUGAAGAUGACGAUCCCUACGCCUCAGGAUAUGACAGUGGAGAUGAUGCUCUGGACGACAGAGAGACAGAGGAGGAAACCACCACUAAAAUACAGCAACAGAAACACAGCACACAACAGGAAAAGGACAGUGUUCCCAUUAAUGCACCACCCACUGAGGCUCCAGAAUUGGAUCUAGAUGAGUAUUCUGGUCACAUGACUCCCACAGAGGCUGGGGAAGAAGUAUUGAUUACAGGGCGAACAAGAACCGAUGAGGUUGGAGAGAGUCUAGAGGAGGUCAGGCCAGGGAUGAAAGGAGAAUCAGGAGAUCCUGGACCACCUGGGCCACCUGGUCCCCCAGGACCAAACCCAGUACCUGGGCAGCCUGGACCAAUGGGACCACAAGGGCAACCUGGAAAACCAGGGAUUCUUGGACAGCCAGGGAGAGAUGGACAGAAGGGAAGUAAAGGUGAUAAUGGAGAUCCAGGUCAGAGAGGUCCUCAAGGAUUUCCUGGUUUAACUGGAGAUGUUGGAGCCAAAGGAGAAAAAGGAGAACAAGGAAUUGGUUUACCAGGUCCCCCAGGACUACCAGGUCCACCAGGACCCUUGAGAUCUCGCAGCGUACCUUAUGGAGCUGAUGCACUGGGUUCUGGGUUCGAGGAUUUGGACAGUGACACUGAGGUCAUCAGGGGUCCUCCUGGUCCUCCAGGUCCACCUGGACCUCCUGGUCCCUCUGGAUUCAACCUGUCAGCUGACGUAGCUAAUGGACUCAAUCUGAGUCAUGCUGGGCCCGCUGGUGUCCCUGGAAAAGACGGCCUUCCAGGCCAACCUGGAAUACCUGGUCCAGCAGGAAAAGAUGGAUUUCCAGGUGUACAGGGAACCAAAGGAGAGAAGGGUGACCAUGGAUUACCUGGCCCACCUGGACCAAAGGGUGAAAGUGGACCUCAAGGUAAACCGGGACCACAAGGACCCAGUGGUCCAGAAGGGAAGAGAGGCCCUGCGGGUCCACCAGGCCCACCUGGACCCCCUGGAAAUUCAAGAGCCAAUUACUUUUUAAAGGACAUGGAGGGAUCUGGGACAGGUGACGUGUUCAUGGGAGCUGGAGCCAGAGGUACACAGGGUCCUCCUGGUCCUCGAGGACCUAAGGGUGAAGAUGGAGCUCCAGGGAUAUCUGUUAAAGGUAAACCAGGAGAACCAGGACCCCAAGGAAUUCAGGGUCCUGCUGGGCUACCAGGUGCUUCGGGCGCCAAGGGUGAAAAGGGAAGUCCAGGCUUAAAGGGUGACCAAGGCAGAGAUGGACUCAGUAUCCCUGGACCUCCUGGGCCGCCGGGACCUCCUGGACCGGUCGUAAAUUUGCAGAAUGGUGCUGAAGGCUUGCCUGGCAGAGCAGGGUUUCCUGGUCCCCGAGGACCAAAGGGAGACAGAGGACCUCAGGGUGUCCAUGGCACAGCUGGGAAUAAAGGAGAGAAGGGAGAGCCAGGAGUGAUCGUUGCUGCUGAUGGAUCUAUUUUAUCUCCACCCAGUGGACCCAAAGGCAUCAAGGGUGACCGGGGUUAUCAAGGAAGUGCUGGAGUUAUGGGUCCUAUGGGACCUCCUGGGCAAAAAGGAGAAUACGGCUUUCCAGGUCGUCCGGGCCGCCCUGGUUUCCCUGGUAAAAAAGGUGACAGAGGAGAAGCUGUUGGCCUGUCGGGACCACCCGGACCUCCAGGACCUCCAGGACGUCCAGGAAGAUUUCUUGGUUUUAAUGGGGGAGUGAUGUCAAGGAGAGCCUUCAUCGGAGACAAAGGAGACGAGGGAGUAACAGAGGAUGGAAUGACACCUGACUCUGAAGUUGUCAACAGACUGAUGAGUGAGCGAGGUGAUCUGCUAAAGGGUCAGAAGGGAGAUAAAGGUGCUGCCGGUCUGCCUGGAGCUCCAGGACUGCCUGGACGUUCAGGCCUCGUGGGUCCAAAAGGUGAAUCUAUUGUGGGUCCUCCUGGCCAAAGAGGUUCCCCUGGUCUGCCCGGGACUGCAGGCUUUGGACGACCUGGACUCAGAGGUCCACCUGGCCCUGCUGGACCUCCAGGACUUGCACCUCUGAAUGGAUCUGGUACAGCAGCUGUUAGCCUCCCAGGUCCACCUGGUCUUCCCGGUCCACCAGGGUCUCCAGGACAUGGAAAUCUGGUGACCGUCUAUAAAACCAUUCAUUCCAUGACCAAAGACAGUCAACGUGUCUCAGAAGGAACUCUGGCUUAUGUGUCUGACGGAGGAGGAGAGCUUUACAUCAGGACCCAGACAGGAUGGCAGAAGAUUCAGCUUGGUGAGCUGAUUUCACUUGGUAAAUCCUUCAGAACUGAAGAAUGGAGUCGACCAGACUGGAGCCACAACCAGGAGCUGCAGGAUGGAGGCAGAGGAUAUCAGCCCAGCUUUAAUGUAGUGCCACAAACUGUCAGUGCUGGGCCUGGGCUCCACCUGGUGGCCCUGAAUACCCCCGUAAAGGGUGACAUCCGUGGCAUCCGGGGGGCAGACUUCCAGUGCUAUCAGCAGGCACGCUCCACCGGGCUUAGUGCCACCUACAGGGCGUUCCUAUCCUCACACCUACAGGACCUGGCAACCAUAGUGAAGAAAGCAGAUCGAACUGAGAUGCCAGUAGUUAACCUGAGGGGUGACUUGUUGUUCAGUAACUGGGAGUCCAUUUUCUCUGGGAAUGGGGGAACAUUUAAUCCAUCAGUACCUAUCUACUCCUUUGAUGGACGGAACGUCAUGACAGAUUCAACGUGGCCAGAGAAGCAGGUCUGGCACGGCUCGAGCAUAGCCGGCGUCCGCCUGACGACCAACUACUGUGAGGCAUGGAGGACAGGAGACAUAGCAGUGACAGGCCAGGCGGCGCUGCUCCAGACUGGACGACUGUUGGGUCAACACACCCGCUCCUGCUCCAACCACUACAUCGUGCUGUGCAUAGAGAACACAUAUGUAGGCAGCACACAUCUGAAGAGACCAUGAGGAGAGACAUGUUGAACAUACUGUACAGAACCAGAAGAAGGAGCACGUGACUGGGCCACACAUGCAGGCACAUACACAGAAUAUAAUGACAUGUCAUUGUUUUGUUUUUGUAUUUGUUUGUUUUUUAAGAAAAUGUACAGACAUGUUUUUUAACACACAAGUUUUCUAUUACUAGUUACUAUUUACCACUAAGUUAUUGUCUUCCUGUUAGUUCCAUAAGUUAAGAAAUGUUUUCAGAGAAGAAAAAAAACCCUGAAUCCUUGGUUACUGUCUCUGUCAUCCUACUGUCAUCAUCCACUGGAAAAAAAAUCCUGUUAUAUUUUAAAUAAAUAAAUGACCAAAAA
Cynoglossus semilaevis (tongue sole) is the source of this 8350-nucleotide messenger RNA. It is a transcript of the gene col15a1b, whose product is annotated as collagen, type XV, alpha 1b. The record is from RefSeq and is a predicted model, not a curated record. The transcript has 40 exons. Gene Ontology annotation, molecular function: extracellular matrix structural constituent conferring tensile strength. Lineage: Eukaryota; Metazoa; Chordata; Actinopteri; Pleuronectiformes; Cynoglossidae. The coding region runs from base 4353 to 8006 and encodes 1217 amino acids. Gene Ontology annotation, biological process: extracellular matrix organization.